Cucumis sativus (cucumber) is the source of this 2660-nucleotide messenger RNA. Its product is annotated as KH domain-containing protein HEN4. Gene Ontology annotation, biological process: regulation of gene expression. The transcript has 9 exons. Lineage: Eukaryota; Viridiplantae; Streptophyta; Magnoliopsida; Cucurbitales; Cucurbitaceae. The record is from RefSeq and is a predicted model, not a curated record. Gene Ontology annotation, molecular function: mRNA binding. The coding region runs from base 190 to 2271 and encodes 693 amino acids. Gene Ontology annotation, cellular component: nucleus; cytoplasm.
AAACUCAAAAACCUGUGGUUUAGGGAUUUCGCAACCCUCUUGCACUCCUCGGAGCUAAAAAACAUGGCAGCAUUUUGCCGGAAUUUCCAUUGAAGGUGGCGGCCGUCCACCGAGAAUCACAUAACUGACGCUUCAAAGUUGUAAUCGGUUUAUUAAUUUGGAACAGUUUUUUCUGGGUCAGUAUCAAGAAUGUCUGCUCCAUUGACUCCCUCAAAGAGAUCACGUGAUCGAAGCUCUGUCAAGUCUAAUGGGAAAGGAAAGUGGCAAAAGUCAUCAGGUUCUCGUUCGCGGCGAAAUCAAUCCUUCAAAUUGUCUCCUGGUUAUGCUGUUUUUCGUGUCCUCUUUCCUGUUUCCAGAAUUGACAGCCUUGUAGGUAGAGAUGGGGAUGGUUUAUCUAAAAUUCGUGAAGAAACAGGUGUAGAAAUCAGAGUAGAGGACACUAUCCCUGGAUGUGAUGAGAGAAUAGCAGUAAUUGGAGGCUCUAAUCAAGAAACUGAAGUGAACCCUGAAAAGAAGAGUAAGGAAGACAACAAGAAUUCUGAAGUCGAGGAGAAUGAUGGUGAUAUUGCCAAGUUGAAAAAGAAGGAAGAUAAAGAUUCUCCUCCGGUGGAAGAUGCUAAACAGAAGGAGGUUACUCAUUCGCAGUUGCGGAAAGCACUCUUUCUUGUUUCUGAGAAGAUCUUUGAUGAAGAACCGGAGGCAGAUGGGACAGAUGUUGAAGGUGAUAAGCUGCCAACAUUUAUCUUAAGAUUGCUUGUUCUUUCUAGUCAAGUUGGGUGCCUAUUGGGAAAGGGUGGCAGUGUAGUCAAACAAAUGUCAUCUGAUAGUGGAGCGCAAAUUAGAAUUCUUCCCAGGGAUAAACUUCCUCCGUUUGUGGCGACCAAUGUUGAGCUAGUCCAGAUUAGUGGAGGAAUUGAUGUGGUGAAGAAAGCUCUUGAACUUGUUUUUCAGCAGCUAAUUGAAAAUCCACCCAAUGAUAAAGAUCCUGUCGCCUCAAGCAAUGCUGCACAGUCAUCACGUUCUUCUGGACAGUCUCUCUCUAGGGCUCAUGAAUCUCCUCGGGGUAGUUCUUUUAAUACUCAUGGAGGCCCUUACUCUGUGCCACGUGAUGUUGGGAAUUUUCAUUCCAGUGCACCGUCUCUUGCUCCCAAACAGUAUGAAGCCUGCAUUCCUGGUCGAAGCAAACCUUCUCAUGAAAUUUUAAGUUACCGUUUAUUAUGCCCAACUGAGAGAGUUGGAAAUGUGAUUGGGAAAGGAGGAGCAAUAGUUAAGACUCUUCAGCAAGACACGGGCUGUGACAUCAAAGUUGUUGAUGGUGCCUUGGACUCAGAAGAUCGCAUUAUACUUGUAGCUGGUCCUGCGCAUCCAGAUGACAGAAUAUCACCAGUGCAAGAUGCUGUUUUUCGCGUUCAGGCCAGGAUUGUCAAGGCUGCAGCAGACAGCAAGGAGCAGAACUUGGUAGCUAGGUUUCUUGUUUCCUCCAAUCAAAUUGGCUGUCUUCUUGGGAAAGGUGGCUCCAUCAUAGCUGAAAUGAGAAAGUCGACGGGUGCAUAUAUUCGUAUUUUAGGAAAGGAGCAGAUUCCGAAGUGUGCUGGAGAGGAUGAAGAAGUGGUUCAGAUAAAUGGAGAGCCUGAAACCGUUCAAGAUGCCAUGUUUCAGAUUACUACUCGGUUGAGGCAUCACUUUUUCCGUGAUGCUUUUCCAUCAGUUAAUAGUCAUUCGAAUCCUGCAUUCAUAGAUAGACUUCCUUCAUUUCCUUCAUAUUUUGGAAGGAGAGAGUUAUCGCCUCCAGGAAUCUAUUCAAGUUUAGGCCCCUCAUUCCACAAGUUUGAUGCUCUUAGUGGCAUUCCUUCACUCAGUGAUUUGCGGGACGAUCGACCUCCUUUUCUUCAUAGGCCAGGUGCUCCUCUGUUAUCUGAUAGAAAACCAUGGAGCUCUCAGGGAUUAGUUGAAGGUGGUGUUGGCUUGUCAGACUUUGCAGGAGCCCACCAUAGAAGAAUUGCUGGAUUUGGAGGAGGAAAUAGUCCAGCUAUUAUUACGAGCACCACUGUUGAAGUGGUAGUUCCUCGAAACAUUGUCCCUGUUAUUUGUGGAGAAAAUGGGGAAUGUUUGAAACAGAUUCGUCAGAUUUCUGAUGCAAAAAUUACAAUUACCGAGCCAAAGCAGGGAGACGUCGAAACUAUGAUUAUAAUUUCUGGAACGCCAGAGCAGACCCAUGCUGCUCAAAGUCUUAUUCAAGCUUUUGUAAUCAGCGAGACCGAGUCAAGUUGAUUUUUUAUAUUCAGGUAUAUGAUGACUACUUUCUUAUCUCUGGGCCGAUUGUUUUGGAGAAAGGAUGUUGCACAGACGAGUAUUAACAGCUGAUACAACUUGGGGCAGUUAGUUUUGCCAUAAUCUGGAAAAUUUGAUACUCUCAGGAGCUGCAGUUUAUUAUAUUUAAUGUUUACGGCCUUGUGACAAUAUUCACCUCUAUAUAUGUAAACACAGCCUAAUGAUGGCCAUAUUUUUUGUGAAACUUGUGAGCAUUUGAAAAUCCCGAUUCCUCGACUCCAAAAAAUGUACUUAGGUGUUCCCCAAACAAAAAAGAAAGAAAGAAAGAAAUGUGUAUUUAAGGGGAUCAUAAUGGUAGCUGCACAAGGAUAUUGAUUUUUAUUGUGAAA